This is a messenger RNA of Pyrgilauda ruficollis (rufous-necked snowfinch), 1831 nucleotides long. Its product is annotated as cathepsin E-like. The record is from RefSeq and is a predicted model, not a curated record. The coding region runs from base 1 to 1434 and encodes 477 amino acids. Gene Ontology annotation, biological process: proteolysis. NCBI's taxonomy places the organism in Eukaryota, Metazoa, Chordata, Aves, Passeriformes, Passeridae. Gene Ontology annotation, molecular function: aspartic-type endopeptidase activity. The transcript has 10 exons.
AUGAGGGCAAUACUGUUGGCUGUGGUUUACAUCCCGCUCAUUGUGGCUGUGGAACGAAUCCCCUUGAUUCGAUUCAAAUCUAUCAAGAAACAGCUGAAGGAAAAGGGAGAAUUAGAGGAAUUUUGGAGGAAUCACCACCCUGAUGUAUUUGCCCGGAGGUAUCUGCAUUGUUUCCCUGCAGAUAUUGCUUUAUCAGUAGGAACUGCUUCAGAAAGGCUGUAUGAUUACAUGAAUGAAGAAAUAGAAUCCUACUGUAUAGUUGGAUAUUCUCUUAAAUGGAAUGCUCUCUUGCCUUUUCAAGAUUAUCUCAUUCAGACUGUCAGAAACGUCAGUUUAUUAAUUAACGAGUAUGCACUUGAAGGGGCUGUGGCGCGCUCCCAGUCAGGGCCGCUCCUCAGGGCGGGGCCGGCGGGAGGCCGCGCGGGGCUGAGCGCGCUGUUCCUCGCACAGGCGCAGUACUACGGCGUGGUGAGCGUGGGGACCCCGCCCCAGCGGUUCACCGUCGUCUUUGACACCGGCUCCUCCAACUUCUGGGUCCCGUCCGCGUACUGCAUCAGCGAGGCCUGCAGGGUGCACCAGAAAUUUAAGUCCUUCAAGUCAGAUUCAUAUGAGCACGGAGGGGAAGCCUUCUCCCUGCAGUAUGGCUCAGGACAUCUCCUGGGCAUUGCUGGCAAAGACACACUGCAGAUAAGUAACAUCUCCAUCAAGGGACAGGACUUCGGCGAGUCUGUGUUUGAGCCAGGAACAACUUUUGUCCUUGCCCACUUUGAUGGUGUACUGGGCUUAGGCUACCCCUCCUUAGCAGUGGGCAAUGCUCUGCCUGUGUUUGACAGCAUCAUGAACCAGAACCUGGUAGAGGAGCCAGUCUUCUCUUUCUAUCUGAAAAGAGGAGACGACACUGAGAAUGGUGGUGAGUUGAUUCUGGGGGGAAUAGACCACUCUCUCUACAAAGGUUCAAUCCACUGGGUCCCAGUCACUGAGAAAAGCUACUGGCAAAUACACAUGAACAACAUAAAGAUCCAGGGCCGGGUGGCAUUUUGCUCCCACGGCUGCGAGGCCAUCGUUGACUCAGGCACUUCUCUUAUCACCGGCCCCUCUUCACAAAUCAGGCGAUUGCAGGCAUAUAUUGGGGCAAGUCCAUCAGAUACUGGAGAGUUUCUCGUAGACUGCAGAAGACUGUCGAGCUUGCCUCACAUUAGCUUCACGAUCGGACACCGCGAAUACAAGCUGGCAGCAGAGCACUACAUCAUAAAGGAGUCUAUUGAUGACCAAACCUUCUGCAUGAGCGGCUUUCAGUCUCUCGACAUCCCCACUCGCACGGGCUCGCUCUGGAUUUUAGGAGAUGUCUUCAUGUCUGCAUUUUACUGUAUUUUUGACCGUGGGAAUGACAGAGUGGGAUUUGCAAAAGCUGUUCACAGAAAGGAUUACUACUGAGCUGUAAUAGGAUUUAUUCUGUCUUAAGUUAAUGUAAUGAUCUUCAACACAUGUGUGAAGAAGACCUUUUACUGCAACUCUGGACCUAAAUGACAUUGUGUUGUUCCUCUCUAAGUUUUAAGGACUUUGCAGUGAUCCUUGUCCCAGAUGAUAUAGUUUGGUUAAAUAUUUAUAUGUUUACAUUGGUGAAACAAUUUUUCCUGAAUAGUUCAUGGACACUGCAGCUCUCAGGAUAAAGCAGCAGAGCAGCUCAGCACUCAGAUUUGCAAAAGAUCAGGAAGAAUAAAAAUGCUCAACUGCGCCAGGCUGAAAAGAUAGCAGUUGUGUGUGGGGAAAACUAAUCCUAAUCAUGCCUGUCUGGCUAUCUUUUUUUCUUCUUGUGUGCUUGUUUCCUACA